UCUAUUCUCCUAAAACUAGGUAUUUCCCUUCUUAUAAUACUUGUGCAGUGUGCAAGAAAAUUGAACUCCUAGGUUGUCACCAUAGUUUGCAUAAAUUUGAUGAGACUUCCUCCACUACAACUAUAUACACCCCCACAAGUUACAAUCAAAACUAAAAACCACCCAAGCUUAAUCCUCUCUUUCUCCACACACAACUUCAAGUAAUUAUUUUUCUCAUCUUAUUGUUAUAAUUAUUGCUCCUUUACAGAUAGAUAAGGCCAUAAAUAGGUAUUAUAGAUAUAGACACAUGUUAUUAUAGAGAAAAGACAUGCUCAUUUCAUUUCUUCUCACCUUCCUAGACCUUUCCUUCAAUCACACCACUCUCAUUUAUCAUCAAUAAUAUUAAUCUCAUCCCCCUGUUAUCUUUCAAUUCUCUUCUUGCACCUUAAUCAAAAGGGCUACAAAAUUUAUCACCAUUUUUCGUAGAAGAAAAAUCCUGUUUUUUAAAGGUGUGAAUUUAAGAUAUGGGUUUGAGUUCUAAACAAGUUUCUUCUAAUAGAGAUAUUGAUUGGAACCAAACCUUGUUGCAAGAUCAAAACUUGGAGCUGCCAAAAUCUCUUCCUAUGAAGAAACAACAACAACAACAACAAACUCAACAAUCAGAAGCUGUGAAAUGUCCAAGAUGUGAUUCUACUAACACCAAAUUUUGUUACUACAACAACUACAACAAAUCUCAACCUCGCCAUUAUUGUAGAGCUUGUAAAAGACAUUGGACAAAAGGUGGAACUUUACGCAAUGUUCCUGUUGGUGGUGGUAGAAAGAAUAAGAGACUCAAAAAAUCAACCCCCCCAACUUCUAUUAACACCUCCACAAACACUACUAUUAACACCACCACAAAAACUUCUAUUAGCACCACCCCCACAACUUCAAAUACAAACAUGGAUGCUGAUUUCAAUACCAACAUGACAAAAAUUCAAACUUCACACCAAAAACAGAAUCUUUCUGAGUUUGGUAUUGGUAAUGGCAUGUUUCUUAGUACAUCUAUGCCUUUUACUCAAAAUCAAAGCUUUUUAUUCCCAUUUUCAAACUCAACCUCUUUUGAUACAAAUACAUGUGCUGCAGUAUCAACCUCUUUGAAAUCAUCCAAUAAUGUAUAUAACUAUGGUGAAGAGUUUAAAACAAUGGAGGAUUCAAAUAUUAACAGUGUAAUUCCAAGUACUAGUGGUGGCAAUAUCACACAGCCAUGGGAGAUGCCUGCAACAAGUAAUGGAAUGGAAAUGUCAAACUAUUGGAGUUGGGAGGAUAUUGAUUCUUUGGUCUCAACUGAUCUUAAUGUUCCUUGGGAUGAUUCUGAUAUCAAACCUUGAUAUAAAACAAAAAGGUUUGUUAACAUAUGGUAGUGUUCAAUGUCUAUAGACUCGUAUUGAAAAUCCGUGCAACACAGCGUAACUGCAGAGAUUAAUAUUCUAAGGGAUGGAUGAGAAUUGAAAUGGGGUAUGGUCCAGCAAAGCUGAACUGACAGAAUGUGAUGGAAGAUUCUUAUGGAUAUAUGUUGGAGUGAUGAUAUAACAAUGAUUCAUCACAACCACUUGUUCAGAAUCAUUCUUUGCUUCUGUGCCACAAAGAAAGAAUUCUGCUUGCUUUCUAUUUAUUUGUCAUUUUAUUUUUUUAUUUUAUAUUAAGAACACAUAGAUAUCCCUCCACCUCCACUUAGUUACAUACGUUAAUUUUUCGAAAUAACUGAAAUUUAAAUGUUUAUUUUUUAAUAUAUAUAGUUUUAUAGGUACUAUUAGAGAUUAAACUCUUAGUUAAAUAGUUAAGAUAUUCAAACAUUUAUCAUGAUAUUCUAUUAUAAUCGUGAUAUGAUGUUUUCAUUUUUGUUAUAGUUAAAUUAAUAUAAGUAACAGUGUAGGGUAUCUUUUGUUUGCCCCACAGUGUGUUCCAAGGUUUGUUUUUGUUUUGUAUUAUUGUUAUUGCUGAGCCAUAUGAACCAACAAAACAGAAGAGCACCCUGUAGUGUAGUACUACAUGAAUAUUCUUAUUCUCAUUUCUCAUUC
Cicer arietinum (chickpea) is the source of this 2036-nucleotide messenger RNA. RefSeq lists its product as uncharacterized. Gene Ontology annotation, biological process: regulation of DNA-templated transcription. Gene Ontology annotation, molecular function: DNA-binding transcription factor activity; DNA binding. NCBI's taxonomy places the organism in Eukaryota, Viridiplantae, Streptophyta, Magnoliopsida, Fabales, Fabaceae. The record is from RefSeq and is a predicted model, not a curated record.